Dromaius novaehollandiae (emu) is the source of this 6259-nucleotide messenger RNA. RefSeq names its product roundabout guidance receptor 3 (gene ROBO3). Gene Ontology annotation, molecular function: protein binding. The coding region runs from base 1 to 5994 and encodes 1997 amino acids. Lineage: Eukaryota; Metazoa; Chordata; Aves; Casuariiformes; Dromaiidae. The record is from RefSeq and is a predicted model, not a curated record. The transcript has 24 exons. Gene Ontology annotation, biological process: cell-cell adhesion.
AUGCUGCGCUACCUGCUCAAGACGCUGCUGCAGAUGAACCUCUUCGCCGACUCGCUGGCGGCCGAGCCGCCCAACUCCUCCGAGCCGCUGCCCGGCCUCGACGGCACCCGCGGAGCCCUCGACCUGCGCAACCUCUCCGCGCCCGCCGGCUCGGGGCCUCGGCGGGCCGACGCGCCGCCCCGCAUCGUGGAGCACCCGGCCGACGUGCUGGUGCCGCGGGGCGAGGCGGCCACGCUGCGGUGCCGGGCCGAGGGCCGCCCGGCGCCCGCCGUCCGCUGGUACCGCGACGGCGCCCGGGUGCCCACCGACCGCGAGGAGCCCCGCUCGCACCGCACCCUGCUCCCCGGCGGCUCCCUCUUCUUCGCCCGCGUGCUCCACGGCCGCCGCGGCCGGGCCGACGAGGGCGUCUACGUCUGCGUGGCCGGCAACUACCUGGGCGAAGCCGCCAGCCGCAACGCCUCCCUCGAGGUGGCCGUGCUGCGGGAGGAUUUCCGCCAGGCGCCCGGUGCCGUGGUGGUGGCGGCGGGCGAGCCGGCCGUGCUGGAGUGCGUGCCGCCCCGCGGGCACCCCGAGCCCAGCGUCUCCUGGAAGAAGGACGGCGCCCGUCUCGGCGACGAGGACGAGCGGCUCACGAUGCGCGGCGGGAAGCUGAUGAUGGCCAGCACCCGCAAGAGCGACGCCGGCGCCUACGUCUGCGUGGCCACCAACGUGGCGGGCGAGCGGGCCAGCGAGCCGGCCGAGCUGGUGGUCCUCGAGCGUCCCGUCUUCAGCAAGCGGCCGCUCGCCCGGGCGGUGCUGGCCGAGGCCACGGCGGAGUUCGCCUGCGAGGCCCGGGGCGAUCCGCCGCCCGCCGUCCGCUGGCGCAGGGAGGACGGCGAGCUGCCGCCGGGAAGGUGGGAGGUGCGGGACGACAACGCCGCGCUGCGCAUCAGCCGGGUGACGGCGGCGGACGAGGGCACCUACACCUGCGUGGCCGAGAACAGCGUGGGCCGGGCCGAGGCCUCGGCCGCCCUCAGCGUGCACGUCCCCCCGCGGCUGGUGACGGGGCCCCGCGACCAGAUCGUGGCCCGGGGCCGGACGGCGACUUUCCAGUGCGAGACCCAGGGCAACCCGCCGCCGGCCGUGUUUUGGCAGAAGGAAGGCAGCCAGAUCCUGCUGUUCCCCAGCCAGCCCCCGCAGCCGGCGGGCCGCUUCGCGGUGGCCCCCAGCGGCGAGAUGACCAUCGCGGCGGUGCGGGCGGCCGACGCCGGGUACUACACGUGCCAGGCCGUCAGCGUGGCCGGCAGCGUCGUGGCCAAGGCGCUGCUGGAGGUGGAGGACGCCGCCGCCGAGCGCCUGCCGCCCGUCAUCCACCGGGGCCCCGGCAACCAGACGCUGCCGGCGGCCGCCACGGCGCUGCUGCCGUGCCGCGCCGCCGGCAACCCCCUGCCCCGCGUCCGCUGGCUCAAGGACGGGCGGGCGCUGGCGGGCGCCGAGCCCCGCGCCAGCCUGCUGGAGAACGGCACCCUGCGCGUCACCGGCCUCCGCGUGUCGGACUCGGGGCAGUACGUGUGCGUGGCGGCCAGCUCGGCGGGCGAGACGCGCUGGAGCGGGGCCCUGCGGGUGCAGGAAGGUGAGCGGCGGCGCUCGGCGCCCGCAGGCGCGGCGUCGCCGGAGCCCGGCGUGCCGCCCGGCCCCCCCUCGGCGCCCCGCGUCACCAGCGUCACCGAGAGCAGCGUCACGCUGGCGUGGGAAAGCGGCCGGCAGAGCGACGCCGACGCCGACGCCGCCGUCACCUCCUACGUCGUGGAGGCUUUCAGCCAGUCCGCCGGCAGCGCCUGGCGCACGGUGGCGGCCGACGUCAAGGCCCCGGCGCACACGGUGAGCGGCCUGGAGCCCGGCACCGUCUACCUGUUCCUGGUGCGGGCGGUGAACGCCUUCGGCCUCAGCGACCCCAGCGCCGCCUCGGAGCCCGUCCGCACCCGCCGGCCCCCCGCCAGCCCCCCGCCUUCGCCCGCCGCCCGCCUGGCCGUGCGCCUGCAGGAGCCCCUCGUCCUGCCGCCCGGCGCCGUCCGCCUCGCCUGGACCGUGGAGGGCCCGGCGGCGCUGCUGCGGGGCUACCGGGUGCUGUACCGGCGGCGCGGCGACGCGGGCGCCUGGGAGGCGCGGGAGGUGGCGGGCGGCGGGCAGCGGGGCGCCCUGCUCGCCGAGCUGCGCCCGGGCCGGGAGUACGAAAUCAAGGUCCGACCGGUGCCCGAGGGGCUGCGGGGCGCCGAAAGCGCCGUCCGCUCCGUCCGCACGCCCGAGGCAGCGCCCAGCGCCCCGCCGCGAGCCGUCCGCGUGGCCCCGCUGGGUGACGGCGUCAGCAUCUCGUGGGAGCCGCCGCCGGCCGCCGAGCAGAACGGCGUCAUCCGCGAUUACCGGAUUUGGUGCUUGGGCAACGAGAGCCGCUUCGACCUCAACGCCAGCGUGGAGGGCACGGCGCUGGCGGCGGUGCUGCGCGGGCUGGUGCCCGGCGUGCCCUACCGCGCCCAGGUGGCCGCCGCCACCGGCGCCGGCGUCGGCGUCCGCAGCCCGCCCGUCCCCAUCCGCAUCGGUGAGUGGCCGGCCGGACCCUUCCCCGCGCCGCUGGACGGCAAGCGCCUGCCCGUUGUGCCGUCCGGGCCGGUUGUGCCAUCCGGGCCGGUUGUGCAAUCCAUGCCGGUUGUGCAGUCUGUGCUGGCUGUGCACCCUAUGCCGGUUGUGCCCCCUGUGCUGGUUGUGCAUCUCAUGCCGAUUGUGCAUCUCGUGCCUGUUGUGCAGUCCCUGCUGGUUGUGCAUCCUGAGCCGGUUGUGCACCCCGUGCCGGUUGUGCAAUCCAUGCUGGCGAUGCACCCCGAGCCGGUUGUGCACCCUGUGCCGGUUGUGCAUCCCAUACUGGUUGUGCAGUCCAUGUCCAUUGUGCGUCUUGUGCCAGAUGUGCAAUCUGUGCUGGAUAUGCAUCCCGUGCCGGCUGUGCAUCUUGUGCCUGUUGUGCAAUCCCUGCCGGUUGUGCACCCCAUGCCGGUUGUGCAAUCCAUGCUGGCCAUGCACCCCGUGCCGGUUGUGCACCCCGUGCCAGCUGUGCAAUCCCUGCUGGUUGUGCAUCCUAAGCCGGUUGUGCACCCCGUGCCGGUUGCGCAAUCCAUGCUGGCCAUGCACCCCGAGCCGGUUCUGCACCUUGAGCCGAUUGUGCACCCUGUUCCGGUUGUGCACCCCAUGCCGGUUGUGCAAUCCCUGCUGGUUAUGCAUCCCGAGCCGAUUGUGCACCCGGUGCCGGUUGUGCGCCCCGUGCCAGUUGUGCACCCCAUGCCAGUUGUGCAAUCCCUGCUGGUUGUGCACCCUGUGCUGGUUGUGCAUCCCAUGCCGGUUGUGCAAUCCAUGCUGGCCAUGCACCCCGUGCCGGUUGUGCACCCUGUGCCAGCUGUGCAAUCCCUGCUGGUUGUGCAUCCUAAGCCGGUUGUGCACCCCGUGCCGGUUGUGCACCCCAUGCCAGUUGUGCAGUCCCUGCUGGUUGUGCAUCCUGAGCCAGUUGUGCACCCUGUGCCAGCUGUGCACCCCGUGCUGGUUGUGCAUCUCGUGCCUGUUGUGCACCCUGUGCCAGAUGUGCAAUCCGUGCUGGUGAUGCACCCCGAGCCAGCUGUGCACCUUGAGCCGAUUGUGCACCCCGUGCCGGUUGUGCACCCCGUGCCAGUUGUGCAAUCCCUGCUGGUUGUGCAUCCCGAGCCGGUUGUGCAUCCCGAGCCGGUUGUGCACCCCGCGCCGGUUGUGCACCCCGAGCCGGUUGUGCACCCGCGCCGGUUGUGCACCCCGUGCCGGUUGUGCACCCCAUGCCAGUUGUGCAAUCCCUGCCAGUUGUGCACCCCAAGCCGGUUGUGCACCCGCGCCGAUUGUGCACCCGAGCCGAUUGUGCACCCCGUGCCGGUUGUGCACCCCAUGCCAGUUGUGCACCCCGAGCCGGUUGUGCACCCCACGCUGGUUGUGCACCCCAUGCCAGUUGUGCACCCCGAGCCGGUUGUGCACCCUGUGCCGGUUGUGCAUCCCAUACUGGUUGUGCAGUCCAUGUCCACUGUGCGUCUUGUGCCAGAUGUGCAAUCUGUGCUGGAUAUGCAUCCCGUGCCGGCUGUGCAUCUUGUGCCUGUUGUGCCAUCCCUGCCGGUUGUGCACCCCAUGCCGGUUGUGCAAUCCAUACUGGCCACGCACCCCAUGCCGGUUGUGCACCCCGUGCCAGCUGUGCAAUCCCUGCUGGUUGUGCAUCCUAAGCCGGUUGUGCACCCCGUGCCGGUUGUGCACCUUGAGCCGAUUGUGCACCCCGUGCCGGUUGUGCAAUCCAUGCUGGCCAUGCACCCCGAGCCGGUUCUGCACCUUGAGCCGAUUGUGCGCCCCAUGCCGGUUGUGCACCCCGUGCCAGUUGUGCAAUCCCUGCCGGUUGUGCACCCCGAGCCGGUUGUGCACCUUGAGCCGAUUGUGCACCCCGUGCUGGUUGUGCAUCCCAAGCCAGUUGUGCACCUGUCCCCGGCGCGACGCGGCCCUGGGGACAGCCUGGCGGAGCGGGUGGCGGCGGUGGCCAAGCGUCCGGCCUUCCUCGCCGGCCUCGCCGGCCUCGCCGCCUGCGUCAUCCUCGCGGCCUCCGGCGCCUGGAUCUACCUGCGCCGCAAGAAGCGGAAGGAGCUGAGCCGCUUCGCGGCCUACGUGCCCGCAGCCGCCUUCCCGCGCGCCGACGGCCCCGCGCGCCGCGGCCCCAGGCCCGGCAUCGCCGCCGGCGCUUAUCCCUGGCUGGCGGAUUCGUGGCCGGCGCCCGGCGCCCGGCGCCCGGAUGCGGCCGCCGAGAGCUGCCGCGACGGCGAGGCGGCGGCGUGGGAGAAAUUCGGGGCCGCCGCCAGGCCCUUCGCCCGGCCCCAUCACGCGACGGGCAAAGCGAUGGGGAAAGCGGUGCCGCCGCCGGUGCUCAACUGGCCCGAGCUGCUGCCCCCGCCGCCCUCGGCCAGCGAGCUGAGCCAGUACGAGGAGGAGGAGGAGGAGGAGGAGGAGGAAGAGCUGGCUGGAAGCUCGGGGCCGGAGGACUGGUGCCCGCCGCUGCCCGAGCGCGGCUACGUGGCCGGAGACGCCGCCGGGGAGGAAGGCUCGCCGCCCGGCACCCCCUCGCCCGCCGGCUCCUGCGGGUGCCGGUCCGCCGCCACGCUGACGCCCUCGCCCCGCGCCGCCGACCGCAUCCCCCGGCUCCGCGACUUCGACGGCCGCCGGCUGCCCCGAUCUGGCCAAGCCGUCGCGAUCCAGCUGUGCCGUCGCGAUCCAGCUGUGCCAUCGCGAUCCAGCUGUGCCAUCCUGACCUGGCAGUGCCGUGACAAUCUGGCCAAGCCGUCGCGAUCCAGCUGUGCUGCCGCGACCCAGCUGUGCCCUCGGCUUCCCCUCCCUCUCCCGUUUGCCAGGAGGCCACCAAACGGCACCGGCACCCUGCCGCGGGCACCGAGCCCCAGCACCGGCACCGAGGACGGCGCCGAGGGCCCCGCGCCCCGAGCCCGGCGCGACCCCAGCCUCAGCGAGCGCCGGGGUUGCGCCGGAGCCGCCGCCGCGCCGAAAAGUCGCCCGAAGGCCAAAGCCGGCCGCUACCGGCGGGAGCAGCAGCCGGCAGACCUGCCGCCGCCGCCGCUGCCGCCGCCGCUGCCCGAGGACCCCGGUGUCCCCUGUGUGGGGACGGCCUCGCUGGAGCGCCGUCCCGUGCCGCAGCCUGACGACGUCGUCCCCUACGGCAAACCCACCUUCCUCACCUCAUCCCGCGGCUCGACGGGCUCCCGAGGCCACGGCUCGGGGCGCAGCCGGACGCCGGGGGACCGCGGCGAGGUGACGGGGCGCGGGGCGGGCGCCGGCACCCCACCGCCGCCGCCCUCACCCCUCUUUUCCUUCCCCUCCGCAGGAGACGAGAUGAAGGCGACGGCGCUGGAGCCGGGGGCGGCGCGAGCCGGGGCGGGAAUGGGGCCACGGGGGGACGAUUUUUAAUUUAGGACCGGCCUUGCGGAGAGCUUGGCCCCUUGUAAAUAGGUUUUUGCGGAGCCAGCGGGUGUAGCGGGGUGGGCGAGGGAGGGAUGCGGAUGGUCUGGAGCGAUGAGGAUGGUCUGGAGCGAUGAAGAUGCUCGGGAGGGAUGAGGAUGCUUGGGAAUGAUGAGGAUGCUCGGGCUGGAUGAAGAUGCUCAGGAGGGAUGAGGAUGCUCGGGCAGGAUGAAGAUGCUCAGGAGGGAUGAGGAUGCUCGGGAGUGACACGGAU